AUGACAGUCUCUGAGCUCAGCAUCCCACGGGUUGACACGAACAGCACCGGGGAAUACACCUGCCGGUAUGAGGAGAAAGAAAGUGGGAGAUGGAUCAUGUCCACCAAGAGCCACGCUGUGACUGUUACCUUGAAAGAUCCCCCUCCACGGCCGGUGCUGAGCAUGGAUCCCCCAUCAGGAGUGGUGAACGAAGGGCUCCCCCUGCUCAUCACCUGCACAGCCCCCGGGGAUGCCAGCGAAUGGAGGUUUCACUUCUACAAAGACGGAGCAAAGAUUGUCCCCGGGGAUGCGGGGUCUGAGAUCAGCAUCAAGGAGUCUAGCACCAGCUCUAGGAAUGUCUCUGUGCUCAGCAUCCCACGGGCUGGUCCCAACAGCGCCGGGGAAUUCACCUGCGGGUACGAGGAGAACGUGAAUGAGAAGUGGGUCCCAUCUCCCAGGAGCUGGCCUGUGAACGUCACCGUGAAGGAUCCCCUGCCCUUGCCGGUGCUGAGCGUGGAUCCCCCAUCUGGGGUGGUUAUCAAGGGGGUCCCAUUAGUCAUCACCUGCAAGGCCCCCGGAGAUGCCAGCGAGUGGAGAUUUCAUUUCUACAAGGACAGAGCCGAGAUUAUCCCCGGGGACAUGGGGUCUGAGAUCAGCACAAGGGAGUCCAGCACUGACUCUAUGAUGCUCACUUUCCCACGGGCUGGUCCUGCGACCACAGGGGAAUUCACUUGCGGCUAUGAGGAGAACGUGAGCGGGUGGUGGAUCCCGUCCCCCAGGAGUCAGGCUGUGAACGUCACCAUGAAGGAUCCCCUGCCCUUGCCGGUGCUGAGCAUGGAUCCCCCAUCUGGGGUGGUUAUCAAGGGGGUCCCAUUAGUCAUCACCUGCAAGGCCCCUGGAGAUGCCAGCGAGUGGAGAUUUCAUUUCUACAAGGACGGAGCCGAGAUUAUCCCCGGGGACACGUGGUCUGAGAUCAGCACAAGGGAGUCCAGCACCGACUCUAUGUUGCUCACUUUCCCACGGGCUGGUCCUGCAACCACAGGGGAAUUCACUUGCGGCUAUGAGGAGAACGUGAGCGGGUGGUGGAUCCCGUCCCCCAGGAGUCAGGCUGUGAACGUCACCAUGAACGAUCCCCUGCCCUUGCCUUUGAUGAGCGUGGAUCCCCCAUCUGGGGUGGUUAGCAAGGGGGUCCCAUUAGUCAUCACCUGCAAGGCCCCCAGAGAUGCCAGCGAGUGGAGAUUUCAUUUCUACAAGGACGGAGCCGAGAUUAUCCCCAGGGACAUGGGGUCUGAGAUCAGCACAAGGGAGUCCAGCACCGACUCUAUGAUGCUCACUUUCCCACGGGCUGGUCCUGUGACCACAGGGGAAUUCACUUGCGGCUAUGAGGAGAACGUGAGCGGGUGGUGGAUCCCGUCCCCCAGGAGUCAGGCUGUGAACGUCACCAUGAACGCUAUCUCGUCUCUGCCCAUUCCCCUGGUGGCUGGGUGCGCUGGUGCUGCCGUGGGUCUGGUUCUGCUGCUGCUUCUCAUCUGUCUCUACAAGAGGAAGAAGAAAGGUUCCAAGUGGGAGCGGAGGAGGAGAGCCCAGAACGAUGGUUUUAUCAGCAGUUACUCACCUAUGCCUCUAGCAAUGAUCAACCCAGACACUCUUUAACAGCCCCCUCAGCUCCUUGCCUCCAUGUCCCCUGCAACAUCAUAGGACCAAUGAAGAUCUGUGAAGCUUACCACACUCACCGUGCAUAUCCUCCCAAGGUCUCCUUCACGCUGGCGGGCACACACCAGGCCUCCAGCUGAAAACAUCCCCGGCAAAACGGAGAUGUGAUUGUGUCUCUUUGCCUGCUGCAGAGAUACUGGGACUGUUUGAAAGGAAGGAAGAAGUUUCUAUUCUCCUAACUUCUCAGCAAAUCUCCCCUUUACCAGGAACAUUCAAGCUGAUGUAAAUCUCUGUAAAUUUCCUGUCUCCUGUUUGUCAUUAAACCCCCCUUUAAC
Messenger RNA from Emys orbicularis (European pond turtle), 1967 nucleotides. Its product is annotated as basement membrane proteoglycan-like. The transcript has 7 exons. Gene Ontology annotation, biological process: cell surface receptor signaling pathway. Gene Ontology annotation, molecular function: transmembrane signaling receptor activity. The coding region runs from base 1 to 1632 and encodes 543 amino acids. Lineage: Eukaryota; Metazoa; Chordata; Testudines; Emydidae. Gene Ontology annotation, cellular component: plasma membrane. The record is from RefSeq and is a predicted model, not a curated record.